Messenger RNA from Brettanomyces bruxellensis, 1719 nucleotides. RefSeq lists its product as uncharacterized. The record is from RefSeq and is a predicted model, not a curated record. The coding region runs from base 1 to 1719 and encodes 572 amino acids. Gene Ontology annotation, biological process: protein quality control for misfolded or incompletely synthesized proteins. The transcript has a single exon. Gene Ontology annotation, molecular function: ATP binding; ATP hydrolysis activity. Lineage: Eukaryota; Fungi; Ascomycota; Pichiomycetes; Pichiales; Pichiaceae. Gene Ontology annotation, cellular component: mitochondrion; cytoplasm.
AUGCUGGGUUUUCUCAGUUCUUCCAGGCUACCGUCUCCCAUAUUACGAUCUGCCACUAAUGCAUACUAUAGAGUUCAUAUCAGAUUUUCAUUACUUUCAUCAAAAUAUGCUUACUGUCGUUUCUCUUCUGCGCAGGCUGCUUCUUCUGCACACGCGAUAAUUGCACACCAUAUUUUGUCCCGAGAUGACGAUUUUUCAGAUGUUGACGUGCCUUCAGCUGAAAACGUUGAGAGGCAAGUUGCAUUCACUACACCGUUACAGCUUUAUAAUCAACGUGUCGAACAGGGUGUGUUGAAGGAUGAUCCUCAUCAGAGACGAAUCUUGAAGAGCAUGGAAUUCUUAUUUGAACAACUCAAAGAGUAUCAUCCACCAAAUGUUCUAAAGCCGUGCUUGCAAUCAGCGCAGUCGCAUACAUCAAUUUCAAGCUUCAUUAAAUCGCUAUUUGGGGCAUCAGUCCCUUUCAAUGAUUACAAUAGCAGUGUUCCACACGGAAUAUACUUGUAUGGUGAUGUUGGGUGCGGAAAGACAAUGCUUAUGGAUUUAUUCUAUCAAACAAUCCCACCCCAUUUAUCCAAAAAGAGACUGCACUUUCAUCAAUUCAUGCAGAAACUUCACAAGCGAUCACACGAGCUUAAAACUGUGCAUGGAGAGCAUCAGAAUUUUGAUGUGAUGCCUACUCUAGCAUACGAACUUUCAAAGCAGGCCACUGUUUUGUGCUUUGAUGAAUUUCAGGUGACCGAUGUUGCUGAUGCAAUGUUGCUAAGGCGUUUAAUUGAUCUGUCACUUCGGUCAGAUCAUGGUCUCGUUUUAUUUGCCACGUCUAACAGGGCCCCAGAUGAUCUUUAUAUUAAUGGCAUCCAGAGGGAGUCUUUUAUACCUUGCAUCGAAGAAAUUAAAAGCAAAACAAACGUGAUACACUUGGAUUCACCCACGGAUUACCGGAGAAUCCCUCGUCCGCUUUGCUCUGUGUAUUUUUCGCCUAGAAAAGGUGCCACUUACCAUUCAAAGGAGUGCAGAAAGCAGCGGAAGCAUCACAUUGAUUCAUGGUAUUCAUACUUUUCUCAGGGUCACCGUAUGGAGUACAGAGUGCCCAUAAGAUUGUGGGGUCGUGAAUUAAUGGUUCCAAAGUGUUCACCACCAUAUGUUGCCGGCUUUUCUUUCAAGCAAUUGUGUGGUAAGAAUUAUGCGGCAGGAGAUUAUUUGGCAUUAGCAUCGCAAUUUGAAUCCAUAAUCGUGACUGAUAUUCCAUAUCUAAGUAUAGAUUCUAGAGACGAGGUCAGACGCUUUAUCACAUUUUUGGAUGCAGUUUACGAUAAUCACUGCAGACUGGCGGUGACUGCUGUGGCGCCAUUUUCGGAAAUUUUUGUUGAGCCCGAAGAUAUUAACCCUGAUUAUGGCUUUGAGUUAUCAGAAAAAGGCAGAAAGAAGCUUGAAGAGAGCAGAAAGCUGGACGAAAGCUUAUCCAAUAGUAACUCUUCUAGGAAUGAGCAAAGCGAAAUUUACGAUCCUCUCGUUAAAGAACACGGGUUUGACAAGAGUAUCGCCCGUCAGGCAAAUCUUUUUGCAGAACUUGAUGAAGAAAGGUUCGCUUUUGCAAGAGCAUUAAGCCGUUUAAAGCAGAUGAGGUCUCUGGCAUGGGUUGAAAACGUUUCUGCCAAGGGGAUGACAGAUUGCCUUAAAUUAGGUAAACAUCACAUGCCAAAGAUGCCAAAUUGUUAA